Messenger RNA from Cebus imitator (Panamanian white-faced capuchin), 7589 nucleotides. RefSeq names its product ubiquitin specific peptidase 9 X-linked (gene USP9X). NCBI's taxonomy places the organism in Eukaryota, Metazoa, Chordata, Mammalia, Primates, Cebidae. Gene Ontology annotation, biological process: protein deubiquitination; cell migration. Gene Ontology annotation, molecular function: cysteine-type deubiquitinase activity; cysteine-type endopeptidase activity. The record is from RefSeq and is a predicted model, not a curated record. Gene Ontology annotation, cellular component: nucleus; cytosol.
CGAGGAGCGAGUUCCGGCGCCGGUGUGCAGCCUCUUCGUUGAGACGCCCGGAGCCCGGCAGCCGCAGCCUUUCGAUACACUUUGUUGCCCGUCACCCCGGCCUGGGAUGCACCCAGGGUAGGUCUUGUCCCGGGACCGAGCCCCACCGUCGCCUGCUGCCUCCCGCCUCCGCGUGCCCUGGUUCUGAGAAGACGUCUGUGUCGUGCGGUUAUGCAAUGGUCUCUGCAAGAUGGUUUAUUCUUGAAUUGGACCUUUUUAAGACUGACAAAUGCUGGUACUUCAUCUUCUAUAAGUGGACUAUAAUUUCUUUUCUCAAGACAACUACAUAAGCAGACAAAAUUGCAAAGAUCUGCCCUGUGUCGAGUAUGACAGCCACGACUCGUGGCUCUCCGGUCGGAGGGAAUGACAACCAGGGCCAGGCUCCUGAUGGACAGUCUCAGCCCCCCCUCCAACAGAAUCAGACUUCAUCGCCUGAUUCUUCCAAUGAAAAUUCCCCGGCAACUCCCCCAGAUGAGCAAGGUCAAGGUGAUGCCCCACCACAGCUUGAAGAUGAGGAACCUGCAUUUCCACAUACUGACUUGGCCAAGUUGGAUGAUAUGAUCAACAGGCCUCGAUGGGUAGUUCCAGUUUUGCCGAAAGGGGAAUUAGAAGUACUUUUAGAAGCUGCUAUUGAUCUUAGUAAAAAAGGGCUUGAUGUUAAAAGUGAAGCAUGUCAGCGAUUUUUCCGAGAUGGGCUAACAAUAUCAUUCACUAAAAUCCUUACAGAUGAAGCAGUGAGUGGCUGGAAGUUUGAAAUUCAUAGGUGUAUUAUUAAUAAUACUCAUCGUCUGGUGGAGCUAUGUGUGGCCAAGUUGUCCCAGGACUGGUUUCCACUUUUAGAACUUCUUGCCAUGGCCUUAAAUCCUCAUUGCAAAUUCCAUAUCUACAAUGGUACACGUCCAUGUGAAUCAGUUUCCUCAAGUGUUCAGUUGCCUGAAGAUGAACUCUUUGCUCGUUCUCCAGACCCUCGAUCACCAAAGGGUUGGCUAGUGGAUCUUCUCAACAAAUUUGGCACUCUAAAUGGGUUCCAGAUUUUACAUGAUCGUUUUAUUAAUGGAUCAGCAUUAAACGUUCAAAUAAUUGCAGCUCUUAUUAAACCAUUUGGGCAAUGCUAUGAGUUUCUCACUCUUCAUACAGUGAAAAAAUACUUUCUUCCAAUAAUAGAAAUGGUUCCACAGUUUUUAGAAAACUUAACUGAUGAAGAACUGAAAAAAGAAGCAAAGAAUGAAGCCAAAAAUGAUGCUCUUUCAAUGAUUAUUAAAUCUUUGAAGAAUUUAGCUUCAAGGGUUCCAGGACAAGAAGAAACUGUUAAAAACUUAGAAAUAUUUAGGUUAAAAAUGAUACUUAGAUUAUUGCAAAUUUCUUCUUUCAAUGGAAAGAUGAAUGCACUGAAUGAAGUUAAUAAGGUGAUAUCUAGUGUAUCAUACUAUACCCAUCGGCAUGGUAAUCCUGAGGAGGAAGAGUGGCUCACAGCUGAACGAAUGGCAGAAUGGAUACAGCAGAACAAUAUCUUAUCCAUAGUGUUGCGAGAUAGUCUUCAUCAGCCACAGUAUGUAGAAAAGCUAGAGAAGAUUCUUCGUUUUGUCAUCAAAGAAAAAGCUCUGACCUUACAGGAUCUUGAUAAUAUCUGGGCAGCACAGGCAGGGAAACAUGAAGCCAUUGUGAAGAAUGUACACGAUCUCCUGGCAAAAUUGGCAUGGGAUUUUUCUCCUGAACAACUUGAUCAUCUUUUUGAUUGUUUUAAGGCCAGUUGGACAAAUGCGAGUAAAAAGCAACGUGAAAAGCUACUUGAGCUAAUACGUCGUCUUGCAGAAGAUGAUAAAGAUGGUGUGAUGGCACACAAAGUGUUGAACCUUUUGUGGAAUCUGGCCCACAGUGAUGAUGUGCCUGUAGAUAUCAUGGAUCUGGCUCUCAGUGCCCACAUAAAAAUACUAGAUUACAGUUGCUCCCAGGACCGUGAUACACAAAAGAUCCAAUGGAUAGAUCGCUUUAUAGAAGAACUUCGCACAAAUGACAAAUGGGUUAUUCCCGCACUGAAACAGAUUAGAGAAAUUUGUAGUUUGUUUGGUGAAGCGCCUCAAAAUUUGAGUCAAACUCAGCGAAGUCCCCAUGUGUUUUAUCGCCAUGACUUAAUCAAUCAACUUCAACACAAUCAUGCCCUAGUUACUUUGGUAGCAGAAAACCUUGCAACAUACAUGGAAAGCAUGAGACUGUAUGCUAGAGACCAUGAAGAUUAUGACCCACAAACUGUGAGGCUGGGAAGUAGAUAUAGUCAUGUUCAAGAAGUUCAGGAACGGCUUAACUUCCUUAGAUUUUUAUUGAAGGAUGGUCAACUGUGGCUAUGUGCUCCUCAGGCAAAACAAAUAUGGAAAUGCUUAGCUGAGAAUGCAGUUUACCUUUGUGAUCGUGAAGCCUGUUUUAAGUGGUAUUCCAAAUUGAUGGGAGAUGAACCAGACUUAGAUCCUGAUAUUAAUAAGGACUUCUUUGAAAGUAAUGUGCUUCAACUUGAUCCUUCUCUGUUAACUGAAAACGGAAUGAAGUGUUUUGAGCGAUUCUUCAAAGCUGUGAAUUGUCGAGAAGGAAAACUAGUAGCAAAAAGGAGAGCCUAUAUGAUGGAUGACUUGGAGUUAAUAGGAUUAGAUUACCUUUGGAGGGUCGUGAUUCAGAGUAAUGAUGAUAUUGCCAGCAGAGCUAUAGAUCUCCUCAAAGAGAUAUACACAAACCUUGGUCCAAGACUACAAGUCAAUCAGGUGGUGAUCCAUGAAGACUUCAUUCAGUCUUGUUUUGAUCGUCUGAAAGCCUCCUAUGACACGUUGUGUGUUUUGGAUGGUGACAAAGACAGUGUUAAUUGUGCAAGACAGGAAGCUGUUCGAAUGGUUCGAGUAUUAACUGUUCUAAGGGAAUAUAUAAAUGAAUGUGACAGUGAUUAUCAUGAGGAAAGAACAAUUCUCCCCAUGUCAAGAGCAUUCCGCGGUAAACACCUCUCUUUUGUAGUUCGAUUUCCAAACCAGGGCAGACAGGUUGAUGACUUGGAGGUAUGGUCUCAUACAAAUGAUACAAUUGGAGGAGCUAUCACCAAAAAAAUGACUGGAAGUGACUUGGAUGAGAUGUUCAAUCUGCACUAUAAAGGAUUUAUAAUGUCACUGCAUCCCAGAUACAUCUCUUUUCUUUGGCAAGUUGCAGACUUAGGUAGCAGCCUAAAUAUGCCACCCCUUAGAGAUGGAGCAAGAGUACUCAUGAAACUUAUGCCGCCAGAUAGCACAACGAUAGAAAAAUUAAGAGCUAUUUGUUUAGACCAUGCCAAACUUGGAGAAAGCAGCCUUAGUCCAUCUCUUGACUCACUUUUCUUUGGUCCUUCAGCCUCACAAGUGCUAUAUCUAACAGAGGUAGUCUAUGCCUUGUUAAUGCCUGCUGGUGCACCUCUGACUGAUGAUUCCUCUGAUUUUCAGUUUCACUUCUUGAAAAGUGGUGGCCUACCCCUUGUACUGAGUAUGCUAACCAGAAAUAACUUCCUACCAAAUGCAGAUAUGGAAACUCGAAGGGGUGCCUACCUCAAUGCUCUUAAAAUAGCCAAGCUUUUGCUAACUGCCAUUGGCUAUGGUCACGUUCGAGCUGUGGCAGAAGCUUGUCAACCAGGUGUAGAAGGUGUGAAUCCCAUGACACCGGUCAACCAGGUUACCCAUGAUCAAGCAGUGGUGCUACAAAGUGCCCUUCAGAGCAUUCCUAAUCCAUCAUCCGAGUGCAUGCUUAGAAAUGUGUCAGUUCGUCUUGCUCAGCAGAUAUCAGAUGAGGCUUCAAGAUAUAUGCCUGAUAUUUGUGUAAUUAGAGCUAUACAAAAAAUUAUCUGGGCAUCAGGAUGUGGAUCAUUACAGCUAGUAUUUAGCCCAAAUGAAGAAAUCACUAAAAUUUAUGAGAAGACCAAUGCAGGCAAUGAGCCAGACUUGGAAGACGAACAGGUUUGCUGUGAAGCAUUGGAAGUGAUGACCUUAUGUUUUGCCUUGAUUCCAACAGCCUUAGAUGCUCUUAGUAAAGAGAAGGCUUGGCAGACAUUCAUCAUUGACUUACUAUUGCACUGUCACAGCAAAACUGUUCGUCAGGUGGCACAGGAGCAGUUCUUUUUAAUGUGCACCAGAUGUUGCAUGGGACACCGGCCUCUACUUUUCUUCAUUACUCUACUCUUUACUGUUUUGGGGAGCACAGCAAGAGAGAGAGCUAAACAUUCAGGCGACUACUUUACUCUUUUAAGACACCUUCUUAAUUAUGCUUACAAUAGUAAUAUUAAUGUACCCAAUGCUGAAGUUCUUCUCAAUAACGAAAUUGAUUGGCUAAAAAGAAUUAGGGAUGAUGUUAAAAGAACAGGAGAGACGGGUAUUGAAGAAACGAUCUUAGAGGGCCACCUUGGAGUGACAAAGGAGUUACUGGCCUUUCAAACUUCUGAGAAAAAAUUUCAUAUUGGUUGUGAAAAGGGAGGUGCUAAUCUCAUUAAAGAAUUAAUUGAUGAUUUCAUAUUUCCUGCAUCCAAUGUUUACCUACAGUAUAUGAGAAAUGGAGAGCUUCCAGCCGAACAGGCUAUUCCAGUCUGUGGUUCACCACCUACAAUUAAUGCUGGUUUUGAAUUACUUGUAGCAUUAGCUGUUGGCUGUGUGAGGAAUCUCAAACAAAUAGUAGAUUCUUUGACUGAAAUGUAUUACAUUGGCACAGCAAUAACUACUUGUGAAGCACUUACUGAGUGGGAAUAUCUGCCACCUGUUGGACCCCGCCCACCCAAAGGAUUUGUGGGGCUGAAAAAUGCCGGUGCUACUUGUUACAUGAAUUCUGUGAUUCAGCAACUCUACAUGAUUCCUUCCAUUAGGAACGGUAUUCUUGCAAUUGAAGGCACAGGUAGUGAUGUAGAUGAUGAUAUGUCUGGGGAUGAGAAGCAGGACAAUGAGAGCAACGUCGAUCCCAGGGAUGAUGUAUUUGGAUAUCCUCAACAAUUUGAAGAUAAACCAGCAUUAAGUAAAACUGAAGAUAGAAAAGAGUACAACAUUGGUGUCCUAAGACACCUUCAAGUCAUCUUUGGUCAUUUAGCUGCUUCUCGACUGCAGUAUUACGUGCCCAGAGGAUUUUGGAAACAGUUCAGGCUUUGGGGUGAGCCUGUUAAUCUGCGUGAACAACACGAUGCUUUAGAAUUUUUUAAUUCAUUGGUGGAUAGUUUAGAUGAAGCUUUAAAAGCUUUAGGACAUCCAGCUAUGCUAAGUAAAGUCUUAGGAGGUUCCUUUGCUGAUCAGAAGAUCUGCCAAGGCUGCCCACAUAGGUACGAAUGUGAAGAAUCUUUUACAACUCUAAACGUAGACAUUAGAAAUCACCAAAAUCUUCUUGAUUCUUUGGAACAAUAUGUCAAAGGAGAUUUACUAGAAGGUGCAAAUGCAUAUCAUUGUGAAAAAUGCAAUAAAAAGGUUGAUACUGUAAAGCGCUUGUUGAUUAAAAAAUUACCUCCUGUUCUUGCUAUUCAACUAAAACGAUUUGACUAUGACUGGGAAAGAGAAUGUGCAAUCAAGUUCAAUGAUUAUUUUGAAUUUCCUCGAGAGCUAGACAUGGAACCUUACACAGUUGCAGGUGUCGCAAAGCUGGAAGGAGAUAAUGUAAACCCAGAGAGUCAGUUGAUACAACAGAGUGAGCAGUCUGAAAGUGAAACAGCGGGAAGCACAAAAUACAGACUUGUGGGUGUGCUUGUACACAGUGGUCAGGCGAGUGGGGGGCAUUAUUAUUCUUACAUCAUCCAAAGGAAUGGUGGAGAUGGUGAGAGAAAUCGCUGGUAUAAAUUUGAUGAUGGUGAUGUAACAGAAUGUAAAAUGGAUGAUGAUGAGGAAAUGAAAAACCAGUGUUUUGGUGGAGAGUACAUGGGAGAAGUGUUUGAUCACAUGAUGAAGCGUAUGUCAUACAGGCGCCAGAAAAGGUGGUGGAAUGCUUAUAUACUUUUUUAUGAACGAAUGGACACAAUAGACCAAGAUGAUGAGUUGAUAAGAUACAUAUCAGAGCUUGCUGUCACCACCAGACCUCAUCAGAUUAUUAUGCCGUCAGCCAUUGAGAGAAGUGUGCGGAAACAGAAUGUACGAUUCAUGCAUAGCCGAAUGCAGUACAGUUUGGAGUAUUUUCAGUUUAUGAAAAAACUGCUUACAUGUAAUGGCGUUUACUUAAACCCUCCUCCCGCAAAGAAAGUAGUCCGUGGCUCUGCCAGUGAUUGGUAUGAUGCAUUGUGUAUUCUCCUUUGUCACAGCAAGAAUGUACGUUUUUGGUUUGCUCAUAAUGUCCUUUUUAAUGUUUCAAAUCACUUCUCCGAAUACCUUCUGGAGUGCCCUAGUGCAGAAGUGAGGGGUGCAUUUGCAAAACUUAUAGCAGUACUAAAUCUCUUGAGAAGGGAAGUUUCAGAGCAUGGGCGUCAUUUACAGCAGUAUUUCAACCUGUUUGUAAUGUAUGCCAAUUUAGGUGUGGCAGAGAAGACACAGCUUCUGAAAUUGAGUGUACCUGCUACCUUUAUGCUUGUGUCUUUAGAUGAAGGUCCAGGUCCUCCAAUCAAANNNNUCUAUCGUGAAAGUUGUGUAUUAUUAUUGUGGAGAAGCUUAUUAGUUUUUUAUUAAUGACAAAUCUAUAUUCUAGGUAAUCCUCCUCUUCCCAAUCCUUUUGGUGAUCCUAAUUUAUCACAACCUAUAAUGCCAAUUCAGCAGAAUGUGGCAGACAUUUUAUUUGUGAGAACAAGUUAUGUGAAGAAAAUCAUUGAAGACUGCAGUAAUUCAGAGGAAACUGUCAAAUUGCUUCGUUUUUGCUGCUGGGAAAAUCCUCAGUUCUCAUCUACUGUCCUCAGUGAACUUCUCUGGCAGGUUGCAUAUUCCUAUACCUAUGAACUGCGGCCCUAUUUGGAUCUGCUUUUGCAAAUCUUACUGAUUGAGGACUCCUGGCAAACUCACAGAAUCCAUAAUGCACUGAAAGGAAUUCCAGAUGACCGAGAUGGGCUGUUUGACACAAUCCAGCGCUCUAAGAAUCACUAUCAAAAAAGAGCAUACCAGUGUAUAAAAUGUAUGGUAGCUCUAUUUAGUAACUGUCCCGUUGCUUACCAAAUCUUGCAGGGAAAUGGAGAUCUUAAAAGAAAGUGGACCUGGGCGGUGGAAUGGCUUGGAGAUGAACUUGAAAGAAGACCAUAUACUGGCAAUCCUCAGUACACUUACAACAAUUGGUCUCCCCCAGUGCAAAGCAAUGAGACAUCAAAUGGUUAUUUCUUGGAGAGAUCACAUAGUGCUAGGAUGACACUUGCUAAAGCUUGUGAACUCUGUCCAGAGGAGGUAAAAAAAGCCACCAGUGUGCAGCAGAUAGAAAUGGAAGAGAGCAAAGAGCCAGAUGACCAAGAUGCCCCAGAUGAACAUGAGUCGCCUCCACCUGAAGAUGCCCCAUUGUACCCCCAUUCACCUGGAUCUCAGUAUCAACAGAAUAAUCAUGUGCAUGGACAGCCAUAUACAGGCCCAGCAGCACAUCACAUGAACAACCCUCAGAGAACUGGCCAACGAGCACAAGAA